AUGGAAACCCAAGUCAAUUAAGAUAUAUCUAAGCUUGGAUUUUGUGAUCUGCACAACAUCGAUCUUUCUCCAUAUCAUCAGGUAUCUAGUAUUUUUGCUCCUAAUAUAUUUGACUAGAUGUUUAUAGAUGCAGUUAAUUUGGUUAUUGACACUAAGAAAAGAGGGGCUCACCAUGUUGACAUCAGAGAUAUUUUACAUGAUAGACUACCUCACCCUGGGCUAGUAUUUAUUGUCACUCACGAUUUGCUCGUCAAAGGAACGCUCUUUAUAAAUUAAUAGGCUAACAGAUAAGUAUCAUACAAUUCAGGAAAGUACCUAAAUAAGCUUUCCAGCCCUAAAGAAUCACUUCAAGAUGAAGAUUAAUGGAUGAUUGAAACUCCUCCUAUGUUUUUAGAUGGUCAUCCAUUAAAUAACAGAAUAUUACUAGCGACUUUUCCUAGAACAGGAAAUUCGUUUUUGAGAUAAUAUCUUGAAAACAUAACAAAUAUAGUGACUGGUACAGAUAUGGACUUUGCAGUUAAUUAUGAAUUAGGGUUAAAUGGCUUCAAAGGUGAAGGACAUGUUGAUGAUCGAGUUUGGAUUUAGAAGUCACAUUACCCACUUUGA
Molecule: messenger RNA, 606 nt
Organism: Stylonychia lemnae
Lineage: Eukaryota; Ciliophora; Spirotrichea; Sporadotrichida; Oxytrichidae
Source: the annotation of a GenBank genome assembly